This is a messenger RNA of Tupaia belangeri chinensis (Chinese tree shrew), 1955 nucleotides long. It is a transcript of the gene DUS2, whose product is annotated as dihydrouridine synthase 2. Gene Ontology annotation, cellular component: cytoplasm. NCBI's taxonomy places the organism in Eukaryota, Metazoa, Chordata, Mammalia, Scandentia, Tupaiidae. The coding region runs from base 126 to 1607 and encodes 493 amino acids. Gene Ontology annotation, molecular function: tRNA dihydrouridine synthase activity; tRNA binding; flavin adenine dinucleotide binding. The transcript has 17 exons. The record is from RefSeq and is a predicted model, not a curated record. Gene Ontology annotation, biological process: tRNA dihydrouridine synthesis.
GCGGAGCUAGAAAACCGUGAAGGGAGGAUUCGCCUCUGCGAGGGCUCACUGAGGAAACCUCUGAUUCAGACACUGGGAAGUCACUGUGAUUUUUCUCUUCAUUCCACUGCUGUCGCAGAGGAGGAAUGAUUGGGAAUAGCCUUUCUUUGUGCUAUCACAACAAACUAAUCUUAGCCCCUAUGGUUCGGGUAGGGACUCUCCCAAUGCGGUUACUGGCCCUGGACUAUGGAGCAGACAUUGUUUACUGUGAGGAGCUGAUUGACCUCAAGAUGCUUCAGUGUAAGAGAGUUGUCAAUGAGGUGCUCAGCACAGUGGACUUUGUCGCUCCUGAUGAUCGAGUCGUCUUCCGAACCUGCGAAAGAGAACAGAACAGGGUGGUCUUCCAGAUGGGGACUUCAGACGCAGAACGAGCCCUUGCUGUGGCCAGGCUUGUAGAAAAUGAUGUAGCUGGUAUUGACAUCAACAUGGGCUGUCCAAAAGAAUAUUCCACCAAGGGAGGAAUGGGAGCUGCUUUGCUGUCAGACCCCGACAAAAUCGAGAAGAUUCUCAGCACUCUUGUUAAAGGAACACGCAGACCUGUGACCUGCAAGAUUCGCAUCCUGUCAUCGCUGGAAGAUACCCUGAGCCUUGUGAAGCGGAUAGAGAGCACUGGCAUUGCCGCCAUCACAGUUCAUGGGAGGAAGCGGGAGGAGAGACCUCAGCACCCUGUCAGCUGUGAAGUCAUCAAAGCUAUUGCUGAAACCCUCUCCAUUCCUGUCAUAGCCAAUGGGGGAUCUCACGACCACAUCCAACAGUAUACGGACAUAGAGGACUUUCGACAAGCCACAGCAGCCUCUUCAGUGAUGCUAGCCCGGGCAGCCAUGUGGAACCCAUCUAUCUUUCUCAAGGAGGGUCUACAGCCCUUGGAGGAAGUCAUGCAAAAGUAUAUCAGAUACGCAGUGCAGUAUGACAACCACUACACCAACACCAAGUACUGCUUGUGCCAGAUGCUACGAGAACAGCUGGAGUCGCCUCAGGGAAGGCUGCUCCAUGCUGCCCAGUCUUCCCGGGAAAUUUGUGAGGCCUUUGGCCUGGGUGCCUUCUAUGAGGAGACCACGCGGGAGCUGGAUGCCCGGCGAGCCGAGCUCUCGGCCAGGAUUCCAGAGGAGGCAGGGGAGCCAACUGAAGACACCUCCGGUGUCAUUAAGAUGGCUGUCAAGUUUGACCGGAGAGCUUACUCACCCCAGAUCACCCCCAAGAUGUGCCUGCUGGAGUGGUGCCGGAGGGAGAAGUUGGCACAGCCUGUGUAUGAAACGGUUCAGCGCCCCAUAGAUCGUCUGUUCUGCUCUGUUGUCACCGUGGCAGAACAAAAGUACCAGUCCACCUUGUGGAACAAGUCCAAGAAACUGGCAGAGCAGGCUGCAGCCAUCGUCUGUCUGCGGAGCCAUGGCCUCCCUGAGGGUCGACUGGGUGAGGAGAGCCCGUCCUUGCACAAGCGCAAGCGAGAGGCCCUUGACCAAGGCCCUGGGGGCCCCAGAACUCAGGAGCCAGCAUCGCCUGGGGAGCUGUGCAAGAAACCUUUUAUGGCCUUGGAAAGUGGUGAAGAGAGUCCUCUGGAAGGCUGGUGAUUGUUGUCUCUGUCCUUGUCACACCCUCCAUGGGCCUGGCUCUAAGGUGGCUGUGGUACCAGAACAUGAACCCAGAUGCCAUUGGACAAUUUGUUGGCUUUACCUGGUGACACCUAGAGGUCCUGGCCUGGGCCAUCAGCCUAGUGCACAGGCCAAUGGGUGCGAGGGUGGAUCUGUCUCCCUUUGUAGGGCUGAGCUGCAGGGCCAUGUUCUCACCCACCUCAGUAUUUUCACUGAAAACAGGAGCUUUCCAGGUAGUGCUUCUCCGACCUGACAUUGGUACAGUGCAAUAAAGACACUCCCAGUACUCACCCAUGGCUGGCUGCUUCAGCCUUGGGCAUCUUCAUA